Molecule: messenger RNA, 1416 nt
Organism: Adineta steineri
Lineage: Eukaryota; Metazoa; Rotifera; Eurotatoria; Adinetida; Adinetidae
Source: the annotation of a GenBank genome assembly
AUGACGACGAAUGAUAUUGAAGUACAAGCGGAUCUAGUUGAAAAUGGAGAAGAAUAUGAUAAUAAAUCGUUAAGUAAUUGUGAUGAUUUAAAUGAAUUAUCAUUAUCACAAUCACCAGAAUUAAAUCAAGAAAAUAACGAUGAAGAAGAAGAAGAAGAAAGAAUACAAACCGAAGAUUUUCCAGACGAUCUGUAUGAUCAAAUCGAUGACAAUCUUCAUAUUAAUGAAACUCAGGAAGAUAGUGCUCUAAUUGAAUUUAUAACAAAAGCUCAACAAGAAGAUUGUAAUUGUCUUGAUCUAUCAAAAAAAACUAUUUCUCAAUUUCCUACACUAUUAUUAUAUUUUCCUUCGUUACAAUAUUUAUAUUUAGAAGGUAAUCAAUUAAAAAAAUUACCAGAUGAUUUAUUUCUUCAAUUACCAUAUUUGAAAUGGCUCGAUCUACGAAAUAAUCAAAUAACAGAACUUCCAACCGAUGGUCUUGCUAAAUAUACUUCAUUAAAAUCUUUACUAUUAGGCGGAAACUUAAUUCGAACAUUACCCUAUGAACUUGGUACAGUCAAAGGUUUAUCAUCUCUUAAUCUUGAUGGUAAUCCAUUAGUUGAUCCACCAGCUGAAAUUAUUAAACAAGGUCUUAAAGCUAUUCAACAAUAUCUACAUGAUGAAUUUAUUCGACAACCUAAAUCUUCAUAUGAAGAAAACGAUCCUAAUGAUGACAUUUAUUAUGAAGACCACGAUGCUGAUAUCGUUCCAGAUGUAUGGGCAUCAGAUGAUGAUGAAAAAAAUAAUAAUCAACGACAAACAAUAGCAAAACAAAAUAAUCAACCAGUGAAAACAAAAUCCGAUGAUCCAGUGGGAGAUGCAUUUGCAGCUCGAGCACUAGAAGAACAACGACUUAUACGUCUAAAACAUCGUAAUAUAAAAAUUAAUGAACAAUUAGAAAAAAUCAAAAGUAAAGAAUUAUUACAUGAAUGGAAAGAAGAUUAUCGUUCUAGUCAACAACAAUUACGUCGAAAACAUCUGGUUAAAGGCAGAGAUUAUCCAGAAGCAGUUAGACAAGCUCCAUUUGGUAUUGAUCCAAAUUAUAUUCAUGUCAUGGAUAAAGAUCAACAAGAAAUGAUUGAACGAGCAGUUAAAUAUGAAAGUCGACGUAAUCGUUCACCAGAAAGUGCUAUGCAAGAAGAAGAAAAUCGACUUAUACGUGAUCGACAAAUACAAGCUCGUAUUCGUGAAAUAACUGGAAAAAUGCUUGCACGUCGUAAUCUACCACGAGGAAAUGCAUCUGAAGAAAAACAUCAAGCUGAAUUUGAACUUCGUGAAUUGAAAAAACUUCAAGCUGAAGUCAGACAACGUCGUACUCAAAUUAAUACUCGUUUUAAAGCUUAUACUGGUGAUGUAAAAGCUCAUAAAAGAUUGUGA